GUGAACGCACCUUUUCUACAGGAAGUGACGUAUAUCGUUAUUCCUGCUCUUCAUUUUUGUCGUGUGGUGUUAGCAGCUUCAGCCACCCAAGAUGACUACAGCUGCAAGACCAACGUUUGAGCCGGCGAGAGGAGGGAGAGGUAAAGGUGAAGGUGAUUUGAGUGCUUUGUCUAAGCAGUAUUCCAGCCGAGAUCUUCCAGGUCACACCAAGAUCAAGUACAGGCAACCUACUCAGGAUGCCCCUGAGGAGGUGCGUGCCCGUGACUUCCGCAGAGAGCUGGAGGAGAGGGAGCGUGUCGCUGUACGUGAAAAGACCAGAGAGAGGGGACCAAGAGAGCACACCACAUCAUCAUCAUCUUCAUCGUCAUCUUCAAAGAGGCCCAGACUGGAUCAGAUCCCAGCAGCCAACCUUGAUGCGGACGACCCUCUCACUGAUGAUGAUGAGGAUGAGGACUCUGAGGAGGACAGCGAUGAUGAUGACACCGCAGCUCUUCUGGCAGAACUGGAGAAGAUCAAGAAGGAGCGGGCUGAAGAGCAAGAACGCAAAGAGCGUGAGCAAAAGGCAGAGGAGGAGAGGAUUCGCAUGGAGAAUAUCUUGAGUGGCAAUCCAUUGAUUAACCUGGCAGGGCAACAACAACAACAACAACAACAACAACAGAUGAACCAGAGUCAGACUACAUUCAGAGUCAAGAGAAGGUGGGAUGAUGAUGUUGUGUUCAAAAACUGCGCCAAAGGAGUGGAUGAGGCACGGAAAGAGAAACGCUUCGUCAACGAUACGCUGCGCUCUGAGUUCCACAAGAAAUUUAUGGAGAAAUAUGUAAAGUAAAGGACUUGGUUUGUGUUUAUUUUAUUGUUUGUAUUUUUUAAAUUUCAUUUCUUUGGUCUCUCCCUUCCAGUUGGUAGAUGGCAUUCAAAUACAUUCUGCAUUUCAAUUAAUUAGUCUCUGUACAAUCAACAGGUAAAAUUUGUAUAUAAAUAAGUUACAUCUUUUGAAUAGCUCAAAACAAGAUGGAUUUAACUGUUAAAUGUGAUUCAGCAUUUGAGUCUUUCUGCAGCUUUUUUCUUUUUCCUUUAAUUUCAAUAAACAAAAGUUUGUGUUUGAAA
Messenger RNA from Lates calcarifer (barramundi perch), 1104 nucleotides. RefSeq names its product CWC15 spliceosome associated protein homolog (gene cwc15). The record is from RefSeq and is a predicted model, not a curated record. Gene Ontology annotation, biological process: mRNA cis splicing, via spliceosome. Gene Ontology annotation, cellular component: catalytic step 2 spliceosome. The transcript is spliced from 7 exons. The coding region runs from base 92 to 826 and encodes 244 amino acids. Gene Ontology annotation, molecular function: RNA binding. NCBI's taxonomy places the organism in Eukaryota, Metazoa, Chordata, Actinopteri, Centropomidae.